Molecule: messenger RNA, 1518 nt
Organism: Rosa chinensis
Lineage: Eukaryota; Viridiplantae; Streptophyta; Magnoliopsida; Rosales; Rosaceae
Exons: 7
Coding region: 583-1503 (306 amino acids)
Source: RefSeq, a predicted model, not a curated record
UUUGCUGAGAUGCCACCACUCAUCCAUUUGUCGCAUGUCUUCGUUUCAGCAGAAAUAGAUGAGCAGAAACAGAUACUCCGAGAGAGAUAGAAAGGUGUUUGUUUGAGAACUUUGGGUUGUUUGCAUGAUCUGUGAAGAAAGGGGGAGGGCGGUCGGAUUUGUAGUUCCCUGUAUUUGCAGUUGUUUCCAGUUUGAUUUGUGGUUUGGUCUUUAUAAAGGCUUAGGCACUGCGGUGAAAGAGAGAAGAGGGAAAAUCAGUUUGUGUUUCCUUUGUAAAGAUUUCAGUUAUUUAUGAUUACUGUCUUCCUCAGAUCCUAGAAUUCAUGAUUGAAAUGGAAUUCAUCUAAAGAAAAGUCAGCGAAAUACAUGCAGGUUCCAGAUUUUGAUAACAGCAGCUUAAACGUGGUGAUUUGGAUGGAGUAAGGAAAGAGCAACAAGCAGUUAGGUCCAAAAUUCAGCAACUUGAUGAUGCAAUUAAGGUCGUAGAUAAGCAAAUGGGAUGAGCUGAAAACUGUAACUGAUAAGAGGGAUCAAGCACAACAGAGCAUUUUUACCUUUAGGCAGCAGCUUGAUUAGCAAGAUAUGUCUGCUGAAACAAGGGACAACGUUGAAAACCAAUUGUGGUCCGAAAACCAAGAUAGUGGCAGCAUCCAUUCAUUUUAUGAUAUUGCUGCUAAUCCAUUUGACAAACAAGCAUCAGGAUCAAAAUCUGAUAAGAGAAGGCGAUUUAUGUUAGAGGGUUCCAUUGAUAGCAGUAUUCAAGUGAGAGCAUCGCUACUAAAAUUAGACAAGAGGAAGCAGUUAAUAUCACAGGGUGGAGUUGAUAAUGGGUGCAUGAACAAUUUACUUGGAUGUGAGUUGCAAGCUGGGACAAGUAAAAUUGGCCAAACCUCAUAUCAAAAAAGUAUUCAAGGGACUGUGCAUGAUUACAGAGAUGUUGGGGACAUGAUAUAUUGUUGUUGUUAUUGCAACGCACUGUUCUGGAGAAAUGAAUCAAAGAAACAGAGGAGCAAGAAUAAACCGCCAAUUUUUACACAUUGCUGCCAAGAGGGCAAGAUAUGCCUGCCACCAGAGCCUGACACUCCGGAAUUUCUAAAUAAGUUAUUGGAUCCUUCAAAGAAUUCAUUGUUUAGAGCUAAUAUUUGUGUUUACAACUCAAUGUUCAGUUUCACUUCUAUGGGUGGAAAAGUUGAUCAUUCUGUUAAUAAUGGUUCCGGACCUUAUGUCUUUCGAAUUAGUGGUCAAGUAUGCAAUUUAAUGGGAUCUUUAUUACCACCUGAUGGUGAAUGCCUAAAAUUUGCUCAACUAUACAUUUAUGACACUUGCAAUGAAGUCCUAAAUCGAAUGAGAGCAGCUGAUUCUGAAAUGACAAAUGAUAAGCUUGACCCAAACAUUGUCUGCAAACUGACCAUGAUGUUUAACGAAAUCAAUGAAGUAGCCAAGUACUUUCAAAAUAUUAAGACUAUGUAUGAAGCUAAUGCGUUUAGCAUCUGUAGCCUUUAACAUCUGCCUAUAAUG